AUGGAGGUCCCCAAGAAGCUGGUGAACUCGGUGGCCAGUUGCGCCGAUGAUGCGUUGGCAGGGCUGGUGGCCUGCAACCCCAGCCUCCGGCUCCUGCAGGGACACAGGGUGGUCCUGCGUGCUGAUCUGGUGGCCAUCCGGGGUCGGGUGGCCCUGCUCUCUGGAGGGGGCUCGGGCCACGAGCCCGCCCAGGCAGGGUACAUCGGGAAGGGCAUGCUGACCGGCGUGGUGGCUGGUGCCGUCUUCACCUCACCGGCCGUGGGCAGCAUCCUGGCGGCCAUCCGGGCAGUGACACAGGCUGGCGCAGCUGGGACCCUCCUGAUUGUGAAGAACUACACUGGGGACCGGCUCAAUUUCGGGCUGGCGCUGGAGCGGGCACGGGCAGAGGGGGCCGAUGUGCAGAUGGUGGUGGUGGGGGACGACAGCGCCUUUGCCCUGCUGCCAGCAGAUGAGGCAGGGGAGACGAUGCUGGCACACAUGACGGACCCCUCCAACGCCUCCCGCCUGCCCUUGAGCCCUGGAGCCUCUGUGGUGCUGGUAGUGAACAACCUGGGCGGGCUGUCCUGCCUGGAGCUGGCCAUUGUGGCCGGCGCGGCCGUGCGCCACUUGGAGAGCCGAGGCAUCCACAUCGCCCGGGCCUUGGUGGGCUCCUUCAUGACGGCACUGGAGAUGGCCGGGGUUUCGCUCACCCUCAUGCUGGUGGAUGAGGAGCUCGUGGGGCUGAUUGAGGCUGGCGCAGCACGGGUGCAGCUGAUCCUGGAGCGGGUGUGCAGCACCCUGUUUGCCAUGCAGGAUCAUCUCAACGAGCUGGACCGCGCGGCGGGCGAUGGCGACUGCGGCCACACGCACUCCCGGGCUGCCCGAGCCAUCCAGGAGUGGGUGCGUGCCCAGGCGCCGCCGGCCGCCCCAUGCCUGGCCGAUCUGCUGCUGGAGAAGAUGGGUGGCUCCUCUGGUGUGCUCUACGGGCUUUUCCUGACGGCGGCUGCUCGGCCUCUGCGCAGCAGCAGCGAUCUCCCAGCGUGGGCUGAUGCCAUGGAUGCUGGCAUCGAAGCCAUGCAGCGGUACGGAGGAGCUGCGCCAGGGGACAGGACGAUGCCAGGCCCCGCCAUGCAGCAGAUGACUCUGGGGUGGGGGGGUGGCAGCGCUGCCAGGCACUUGGGUGCUCAUCCCGUGGCUUCUGACCUGACGAGGCUGUGA
Mesitornis unicolor (brown roatelo) is the source of this 1197-nucleotide messenger RNA. RefSeq names its product dihydroxyacetone kinase 2 homolog (S. cerevisiae) (gene TKFC). Gene Ontology annotation, biological process: glycerol catabolic process. Gene Ontology annotation, cellular component: cytosol. Lineage: Eukaryota; Metazoa; Chordata; Aves; Mesitornithiformes; Mesitornithidae. Gene Ontology annotation, molecular function: glycerone kinase activity. The record is from RefSeq and is a predicted model, not a curated record.